This is a messenger RNA of Oryzias latipes (Japanese medaka), 4767 nucleotides long. Its product is annotated as monoacylglycerol lipase ABHD2. Gene Ontology annotation, cellular component: sperm plasma membrane; sperm flagellum. The record is from RefSeq and is a predicted model, not a curated record. Lineage: Eukaryota; Metazoa; Chordata; Actinopteri; Beloniformes; Adrianichthyidae. Gene Ontology annotation, molecular function: acetylesterase activity; monoacylglycerol lipase activity. Gene Ontology annotation, biological process: medium-chain fatty acid catabolic process; steroid hormone receptor signaling pathway; acylglycerol catabolic process.
GUUCUAGGAAGUGGGCUGUCAUAGCAGGGGAUGCUACUUCAGCUCGUGCCUGUAGCUCUGUUUUAUCGCCUCGCGGGAGAACAGCUGGUCUCUGUGGUUUAAUGAAACGUUCAGGAAUUAAAAAGUCACUCGUGAGAGCCAGUGGCGUCGGAAGAACACGGAGGCUUUUGUGAUUUUUUUCUUUAAUACCCUCCAGUGAAGAAGAUUCAUAAGGUUGACCACAGAGCUGUGACUUUUCCUCGUGACCUCUGACACAAAGCAUAAUCAUGAGUGUCCACGAGUCAGACGUGCACACCAUCUCUCCAGAGAUGCCGGCGAUGUUUGAUGGGAUGAAGCUGGCGGCGGUGGCCACAAUCCUCUACAUCCUCGUCCGCUGUUUGAAUCUCAAGAGCCCGACCGCGCCGCCAGACCUCACCUACCAGGACACCACCCUCAAUCGCUUCUUACUCAAGUCCUGCCCCCAACUUUCCAAAGAGUACAUUCCUCCCUUGCUGUGGGGUAAAAGCGGGCACCUCCAAACGGCGCUGUACGGUAAACUUGGCCGGGUGAGCGCGCCGCACCCCAGUGGAAUCAGGAAGUAUCUACCCAUGCAGGACGGGGCCACAGCAACCUUUGACCUCUUUGAGCCCCUGGGGGAGCAUCUGACAGGAGAUGAAAUCACCAUGGUGAUAUGUCCUGGUAUCGGGAACCACAGCGAGAAGCACUACAUCCGCACCUUCGUGGAUUAUGCACAGAAGGAGGGUUACCGCUGCGCUGUGCUCAAUCACCUGGGUGCUCUGCCCACCAUCGAACUCACCUCUCCACGGAUUUUCACUUAUGGGUGCACGUGGGAGUUUGCAUCCAUGGUGGGCUACAUCAAGCGGGCAUAUCCUCACACUCAGCUGAUUGUCGUGGGCUUCAGUCUGGGCGGAAACAUCGUGUGCAAGUUCCUGGGGGAGAACAGGAAAAACCAGGAGCGCGUGCUGUGCUGCGUGAGCGUCUGUCAGGGCUACAGCGCUCUCAGGGCUCAGGAAACAUUCCUACAAUGGGAUCAGUUCAGACGCUUCUACAACUUUCUCAUGGCUGACAACAUGAAGAAAAUCAUCCUCUCACACAGACACAAGCUGUUUGGAGAAAGCUCCUUUAAGAUGCUGGACGCCGAUGUCAGUCGACUCUUCACGGCAACGUCCCUCAUGCAGAUUGACGACAACGUCAUGAGGAAGUUCCACGGCCACAGCUCGCUCAAAGAGUACUACGAGAAGGAGAGCUGUGUACAUUAUAUUCACAAUAUUAAUGUGCCGCUGCUGCUGGUAAACUCCGCAGAUGAUCCCCUGGUUCAUGAUUCACUUCUCAACAUCCCUCGAACACUAGCAGGAAAAAAGCAGAAUGUCAUCUUUGCGUUGACGCUCCACGGCGGCCACCUGGGCUUCUUCGAGGGGGACGUCCUCUUUCCCCAGCCCCUCACCUGGAUGGAUAAAGUGAUAGUGGGCUAUGCCAAUGCCAUGUGCCAGUGGGAGAGACAGAAACCACCGUGCCAAAGCGGCCCCUUGUCUGAGAACUCCUGCGUCGAGGCAAAAGUCUAGAACUAUCUUUGUUUAUGUAUUUACUUUUCCCUCAUCUCAUCCUCUCCAGCAGCACACUGCGAUAUGCAGACACUUUUUCUGUCCUCCGUCUUCUUCUCUGUGGUGCUAGUCACCGUUAUAGACCCACACUUUCCAAUUACAAGCCUUUUACCGCCUGUGGAGAUCACCGCCACCUUACAGUGUGCAACCAGACUAAAAGAAUCAACUGCCUUCAUGCUCCUCUCCAGUACCACGAGUCCGUCACUCUGCGUUUAGACGGCAGUGACGACCUGCUAACUGAGACCAAAUCAGACGAGAUUAUUUGGAGAUGGCAGAAAAUCGAGCACACAUGAAGCCUCCUGUCCUGAGGAGCUGAGGCCUUCUUCCUGUACUUACAUGAAGCUGAACACCUCCAAGGCCACACAGCCUAGUCUGCUGUUUUAACCAAAGCAGCAUAUUUGUAGUAUGUAUGUGCGUCACAGUGCUUCAGGUAUGCGUGUGUCAUCCAAGAGGUCACGACCCACCAAGGCACGCGUUGUCGUUGGGUUGAGUCUCUGUUCAUGGUCCUUUGACCUUUUUUAGUGUCUGUUUCGGAUGAAUUGUUGCCCUAUUGUUGGUGUAGAUUUCUAGAGAGAAAAAAAAAAAUGAAGUAUCACGGUGGGAUUUGAUACAUGAAAAUCACAACCCAGUUCUGCUCCUUUUGUUUAGCACUGGAAUGUGUUGGGUGCUUUGCAAACAUGAGCAGAGGAUCCAUGCACAUUCCCACCAGCUCGUCCUCCCACUUUAUUCAGUGCACUUUACACUAUCGUAUGCCACAAUCUCUUAGGUUCUCAUCAGUCCAAAACAGAUCUCUGAAAACUGUUGACUUUAGCGCAGAGAGGGGAAAAAGGAUGAUGACAAAAAGUUAGAUGACUCAAAUGUUUCCCUUGUUGUCUGUUAAGUGUCUUUAAGCCCUCUUACCUACUUCUGCCUUUGAUCAGCUGCAGGUUCAGCUCAGCAAGACUCUGAUAUCAUCCUUUUACAGCACAGACCUACCAUUCAGUCCUGUUUGUUUGGUGGUGUAAACAUCAAAACAGCCAGCAGGGGAUCCUGCCAUUUUUUUUUUUUGUCUGAAAAAGCAGAGAACGCAGUGUUAAGAUUUACCCAUGUGCUGCUACGAAAGGGGAAAUUUCAGCAGUUUAGGGGUCGUUCAAGCUGUGAGGUUUGAUGUGUAGGAGGGUUGAGGAUAACAAACUGAACCAAACUUAAAUCUCUAGUGAGAUUUUAGUUUUAUUUUCAGUGAUUGUACUGUUUUAGGACAAAAAAAAAAGCAUUUUUGUUUGAUAACCAAACGGCUUCUCCAUUUAUUAUUUUUUCCUCAGGUGUUGCAGCGAUGCAGCAUGAAUCUAUAAUCUGCAAUGAAAGAUUAUUACUGUUUUGUUGGAAUCAUACUGUAAUUCUGGGACCUAAAUACAUAAAUUGUCACUAGGAUCUUUAUAAAAGAGUCCAGCCAAGGAACCUGUGAUCUAAAUCCUGUUAUAGACACUGUGACCAGUCCAACAGCUGGUUUGACUUGCUAGAUGGAAUGACUGACUGACAACAGUGCCUUUUGUUAGGCUGUAAAGGCCAAGAAUUGUGUUGUAAUACCUGGGUGAUAGUAUUUUGCAUGUACACAUUUAAGGCAGUUGUGUUUUAGUCGCAACUUGACGAGGACAAAACAAGUUUGUUUUGUUUUGUUUUUCGCCUGAACAUGUUGUUUGACGCCUAAAAAAGGCUUUAUGGUUUUUUUUAUUCAAAAGUUUAAAAUUGGAUCUAUUUGGAUUUUUUUUUAAAAUCAAAAUUCAUAUUAUGUGUAAUGAAACCCAAGGGUGCUGUAAAGAAAAUAUCUGACAGAUUGACAACAUUUAUAAACCUUUAAAAGGGUUCCUUGCAAAUACUAUGAAUUCCAGGUAUUACUCCCACCAAUGCUGGUAGACUAAUGUGAAAAAGGGUUUUCACUGAUCCAACUUUUCCUUUUCCAACUCAGGGUUUCUGCCGAUACUGAACACCAAUCUGACUUGCACUGUCACUUAGUUUUUGUUCUCUUCAAACGAAAAGUAAUCUUGAAUGUUUGGACCUCCCUACAAUCAUUUCCAGUGAAACGGCUGGAAAUCGACAGCCUUCUGUGACUGAAGGGAUGAGUGUUUGAGUGGAAACCCUUCAUUUGUUUAAUGUGGAUCAGUGAUCAGACCGAUCCCCUUUCUAACACGAGGAGGGAGGGCUUGCUGCCGCCCUCCUUCUUUGCCUCCAACGGCACUGUUGCCAUCUGUUGUCAGGGAAACCAAAACACAAUUGCCAGAUGUCUGUGGAAAACGUUUUCUCAAAAAAACAGUCCGCAGCUCUGGUUUAGAAGAAAUCAGGUGUGGUUUGGGAUUCAAGAAUCAGAUCAGUGACACCAGCACUAACCCAGGUUUUGCAGUAUUGUAUUCAUUUUGGGAUUUUAUGCCUCUCCAACUUUGCACAAAAAUGCAGGAUUGGAUGUAUUAUUUGGAUGAAUUUUCUUUUCUAGUAAUAUAUAAUUUCUUUUUUGUAUUUUUGUAUGCUCACUUUUUGUGUUGUUAGCCUGUUCAAAUGCAGCAGAGGAUGAGUGUUGAGGCAUUCUGUCAAAUCAUCAGCAACCCUAACCUGUUUGCAAAGCAGAUAAUUAAAGAAGAACUGUGUAUUUUUGAGGGACCACGUCUUCAAAACAAAACAAGGCAAUAACCUGUUUUUUAUUGUUUUAAAAAGAUUUGGUUCAAGAUAUGUUAGACCAAAGUUUACCAGUAAAAUUUUUUUUCAUGAAUUGUGGGAUUUAAAAUAUUUAGUUGUAUUAAUUUAAGAUUGCUCUCCUGUGUACUUAUCCUAACUGCUACUGGUAUCAAUCAAGUUUGCGGGCUCACAUUUAGCUGUAAAGUCACCUCUCAAGUUAAUAUGCUGUAAAUAACCCAAAUAUAAAACUGCUUCAUGUUGAAUAGAUUCGGAAUAAGAAAUUAAAAAACUGUUUUUUUUUUUUAUUUGGAGAAAACAAUUGGAUGGGAACUCCUAGUGUUUUAUACAGCUUUAAUUUUGGUUUACAAACUUGAAAUGGAUGAAACACCAUCAAAGGACAUAAUACACUCAUAUACUGAACAUUGGGUGUUUUUUGUGAAUGAAAACUAUUGGUGUGUGUGAACUAAUGAUGUAAGGAAAAAUGGUUGUGUUCUAAAAUAAAUUAUUUUCUCAAAACAAA